Molecule: messenger RNA, 1196 nt
Organism: Pongo pygmaeus (Bornean orangutan)
Lineage: Eukaryota; Metazoa; Chordata; Mammalia; Primates; Hominidae
Gene: SMIM47
Product: small integral membrane protein 47
Exons: 3
Coding region: 303-623 (106 amino acids)
Source: RefSeq, a predicted model, not a curated record
UUGUAGUUGUGGAGACAGGAUCUCACUCUGUUGCCCAGGCUGGAGUGCAGUGCUGUGAUCUUGGUUCAUGGCAACCUCGACCCCCUGGGCUCAAGUGAUCCUCCCAUCUGGAGGAGGAAAUUUUGCCUGGACUUCCUCAACUGUUCUUCUGGCCUGCAGGCUCCUGUUUUGAGAUAUUUCUAUACCCAAAACCGACCUGGCCCCUCCCCUGCUGUCAACCCUCCCAUCGUUCCCCAGCACCCUCCGGGGCAAAACCCAAACGCCUCAGUGUGGUGUUCGAGGUCGAGACUCUCCAAUCUCACAUGUCCCGAUGUCACAUUCAGACACCACAUGUGGCGGGCCACACCAGGGUCUGUCUCUGCCCUAUGCCCCUGCCUGUCCCCUCUACCAGAAUGCCCUUCCCCCGUUGCCACGGCCACGAUUCUGGUCUCUGCGACAACCCCCUCUUGGGGUUCCAGAUGCUUCUCCCCUCUCUGGCUCAGAGGCCCAGGAAAGAGAGAGAAGACCAAGCAAGGGGUGGCUGGAGUCCCAAGGCCAUGAACUUUCAGGAAAAUGUGACCUUGGCCAUGGCCUUGUUCACCAUCCUGACGUCCAUCUAUUUCUUCAACAAGGCUCAGCAGUGAGAAGACGCAGGACCUCCCCACACAAGAGCCCUGCCUCUCCCUCUACCAUUGCUCUGAGGCCAAAUAAAUGUAACUGAAUCCGCAUAUCCUGCUCACCCAACCCACUGCGCCUGCGCCCGGCCUCGGGCCUACGCCACACCUGGGGGCUCCGUGUUUCAGGAGGGAGUGGGGGGUCCAGACUCCAGGGUCUGAGGUAGGAGAGUGGUGAGGGCCCACCCUCUCAGGUUUGAGGCUAGGAACUGGGAAUCUGAGCUGGGUUUUGAGGGAUGAGUAGGAGUCUGUGUGGGGGCAUUCCAAGAAGAGGAAGAACAUUUCAACUCUGGGUAUAAGGGCACAGCGGGAAGAAAGAGCAGGGCAGAUUGAGCACCCGGCACCAACACAGGCUGCUGUGUACUCGGAUUUGUUAUUUCCCUUGAUCCCCCGAUUUCUUCUCCAUCAAACAAAGGCGAAAAUCUUUGUCCAGUGGGCCUCAGAAAACCACAGCCAGGGCAGCCUGAUGUCCAAAAUGUGAAUGCACUUUGUCAGCUGCAGCGGGUCUGUAGUUAUCAUCAUCUUCCUCAUCACUGUCAUACU